AUGGCAGCUCCUGCGGUGGAGGCAACCGCCGCAACUGCUCUACGGUCCGUGAUUCUUAGGGCCCGUAAGGCGGCGGAGCAUGUCGGAAGAGAUCCGGAGCGGAUCAGGGUCGUUGCAGUCUCCAAGACUAAACCCGUCUCACUUCUCCGCCAAAUCUACGAAGCUGGUCACCGUUGCUUCGGCGAGAAUUACGUUCAAGAAUUCAUCGACAAAGCUCCACAGCUCCCCGAAGAUAUAGAAUGGCAUUUCGUGGGCCAUUUACYGAGCAACAAAGCCAAAACGCUAUUGGCUGGAGUCCCCAACUUGGCAAUGGUUGAAGGUGUAGAUGGCGAAAAGGUAGCAAAUCAUCUUGAUCGAGCUGUUUCAAGUCUUGGAAGACAUCCAUUAAAGGUUUUGGUCCAAGUGAACACGAGCGGAGAAGCUUCUAAAUCUGGAAUUGAACCUUCCAGUGUUGUAGAGCUAGCAAGACACGUCAAGCUGCACUGCCCGAAUCUAGUAUUCUCCGGGUUAAUGACUAUAGGAAUGCCCGACUAUACGUCUACUCCAGAGAACUUCAGGACACUUUCAAACUGUAGAGAUGAUGUCUGCAAGGCACUUGGAAUGGCUGAGGAUCAAUUUGAACUGUCCAUGGGCAUGUCGGGUGACUUCGAACAAGCGAUUGAGAUGGGAAGCACCAAUGUGAGGGUUGGUUCCACCAUUUUCGGGCCAAGAGAGUACCCCAAAAAAGCAACCUAG
Arabis nemorensis is the source of this 735-nucleotide messenger RNA. Lineage: Eukaryota; Viridiplantae; Streptophyta; Magnoliopsida; Brassicales; Brassicaceae. The record is from the annotation of a GenBank genome assembly.